CAGUCGCAGGGCAGGGACUUGCUGGCUCAGGGUAGGGGGUGGGGGCAGGGAAUGGGGCGCAGGGCCUGUCCCCUCUAGGGGGCGCGGGGCCUGAUCCAGUCCCAGGGCCGGGACUGGCUGCUCAGGGUGGCGCGGGGCCUUUCCCCCCGCAUGCCAGAUGGGGCCUGCAGCCCCCAGAGGGGCAUCUGGGCUCAGCAUUGGGGGACUUCCAGCAGGAAUCUCGCUGCCCCCCUAAAUGUGGGGGAGCCUGGCUGGAGGCCCCAAUCCCAUCUUCAUGACUUGUUCUCUGCUGCCCUGGCAUCCCUUGGCCAGCUGGGGGGCGUGGGAUUUGGGGUCCCCUGUGGGGCAUCCCCUGCAGGGCUGGUGGGGUGAAGGUGCAGGGGUGCCUGGCUGGAACGUGGGCUGCAGCCCCCCUAUUCUGGGAAGGGGGCCCCGCACUAGGGCAGUUUGGGGGCAGCGGGGGGGAUUCUGUCUGUGCCACCUGCUGUCUGUCAAUAAAGCUCUCGCCAUUCCUCAGGCUGCGUCCUUGGGGGCGGCGCCCGGGCUCAGCUGUCGCCGCGCGUCACUGGUGGGGGAGGCCAUGGCCGGGAGCGGGGGCCGCCUGCCCCUCGCCCUGCUGGCCACCGUGGCCGGCUGGGCGCUGGCCCUGGCGCGGGGCCUGGUCUUCCUGUGCAGCGAGCACUGCGCCUGGCUCCUGGGCGCCCCCUGGCUGCGGCGGGCGUAUCACGCCUGGCUGGCGGGCGCCGUGGUGCUGGGGCCCCUGCUGCACCCCCUGGCCGACCCCCACGCCGUCCUCGCCAACCAGCGCAACUACUUCAGCCGCACCUUCGUGGCCUCGGCCUGGGGCUGGACCUGCCUGCUGGCGGGCGGCUUCUCGCUGCUGGUGAGCUACGGGGCGACGGGGCGGGCGCUGGCCGCGCUGCGGCCGCUGGCCCGGCUGGCCGUGGGCUCGGCGCUGCAGCUGGCCGCCGCCGCCGCCUUCGGGCUGCUGGAGGAGCCGACGGGCGAUUGCUACGCGGCGCUGCUGCCCCCGCGGGCCGAGCGGCCGGGCUACCUGCCCCCGCGGGCCGAGCGGCCGGGCUGGGCCGCCUUCCUGCUGACCUUCUGCUGCCUGCUGCUGGCCGAGGAGCUGGCCGUCUUCCGCCGCUACCUGGCCCGCGGCCACCCGGCCGGCGCCGCGCUGCGCCUGGUCUUCCUGCUCAACGUGCUGCUGCUGGGCCUGUGGAGCCUGCUGCUGCUGGGCGGCGCCGUCUACGGCCCGGCCUACGGGCCGCAGCUGGGGGGCGCCGCCGCGGGCACCCUGGCCUGGCACCUCACCUACCGCGGCUGGUACCGCGCCCGCUGGUCCCCGGGCCGCCCGGGCCCCGGCCUGUUCCCCAGGGGCGAGCCGCGCGCCUGAGCGACCGGGGGGGCUGCCUGCUGGAGGGACCCAGGCGUCCUGGACCGUCCGUGGGGGAGGGAGCAGCCCCAGGACCCUGCUGCC
Molecule: messenger RNA, 1483 nt
Organism: Gopherus evgoodei (Goodes thornscrub tortoise)
Lineage: Eukaryota; Metazoa; Chordata; Testudines; Testudinidae
Gene: FITM1
Product: fat storage inducing transmembrane protein 1
Exons: 2
Coding region: 236-1399 (387 amino acids)
Biological process (GO): phospholipid biosynthetic process; lipid storage; lipid droplet organization
Cellular component (GO): endoplasmic reticulum membrane
Source: RefSeq, a predicted model, not a curated record